GGUUAGAACAGGUUCUUCAUAAUUCAUUGAAAAAUUUAUAUUUUCCAUUUUUACUCAGUAGAUGUUGCAGGCAAAGGUGGUUUAAGACUUUACUAAUUUAACACUACUGAUUAAAUUGACAUUUCUAAAACAUCAAAAAUUAAAAAUCAACAGAAUAGAUGAUUGACAUUUCGCUAGGAAAGGAAUUUAGUUGUGCUGUUUAUUUUAUAAUAAUAGCUAAAAAAAUAACAAUUACUUAAUUAGUUGAUUUAAAUUUGAAUAUUAAAAAGAAAGUGUAAGAAACAAAUUAAAUAUUAACCAUGGAUCCAGCACUAUUACGCGAGAGGGAAAUUUUCAAAAAGAGGGCUAUGGCCACUCCUACAAUUGAAAAGAAACCCAAAGUUGAAAUGCCUCCACCAAAAACUGAUGAUCUUUCUAAGAGAAAACUUUUUCGUCCAUCAGGACCCAAAUUGGAUUCUAGCACAUAUAAAACAAUGGCUGGAAGUUCACAAUAUAGAUUUGGAGUUUUGGCGAAAAUAGUGAAGCACAUGAAAACGCGGCAUCAAGAAGGAGAUGAUCAUCCAUUGGGUUUAGAAGAAAUUUUAGACGAAACAAAUCAACUCGAUAUAGGCUCAGGAGUAAAAAAUUGGUUGGCUGCAGAAGCUUUAGUUAAUAAUCCCAAAAUUGAAGUACAUCCAGAUAAUAAAUUUUCAUUCAAACCCGUAUAUAAAAUUAAAGAUGGUAAAAAUUUGCUGCGACUUUUGAAACAACAUGAUUUAAAAGGACUUGGAGGUAUAUUAAUGGACGAUGUUAUAGAAUCACUGCCACAUGCAGAAAAAGUUCUUAAAAAUAGAGCAUCAGAAAUAAUAUACAUUAUUAGACCAAUUGAUAAGAAAAAAAUUUUAUUUUAUAAUGACAGAACGGCCAAUUUUCAGAUUGAUGAAGAAUUUACAAAACAAUGGAGAUCGGUAGCUGUUGAUGCAAUGGAUGAUGCAAAGAUUGAUGAAUAUUUAGAAAAACAAGGUAUUAGAUCUAUGCAAGAUCAUGGUCCUAAGAAACCUUUAGUACCGAAAAGAAAGAAACCUUCUAACAAGAAAAGACAAUUCAAAAAACCAAGAGAUAACGAACAUUUGGCAGACGUAUUGGAAACUUACGAAGAUAAUACCUUAACCGAAGAAGGAGUUAGUGUUAGUUCAGCUUCAUAAUAAAAUAAAAAAAAAAUUAAUUUAUAGAUAU
Messenger RNA from Condylostylus longicornis, 1215 nucleotides. RefSeq names its product general transcription factor IIE subunit 2 (gene TfIIEbeta). Gene Ontology annotation, biological process: transcription initiation at RNA polymerase II promoter. The transcript has 5 exons. Lineage: Eukaryota; Metazoa; Arthropoda; Insecta; Diptera; Dolichopodidae. Gene Ontology annotation, cellular component: transcription factor TFIIE complex. Bases 300 to 1184 code for a protein of 294 amino acids. The record is from RefSeq and is a predicted model, not a curated record.